This is a messenger RNA of Chenopodium quinoa (quinoa), 4631 nucleotides long. Its product is annotated as flocculation protein FLO11-like. Lineage: Eukaryota; Viridiplantae; Streptophyta; Magnoliopsida; Caryophyllales; Amaranthaceae. The coding region runs from base 241 to 4617 and encodes 1458 amino acids. The record is from RefSeq and is a predicted model, not a curated record. The transcript has 2 exons.
GUAAGUAUUGUUAGUUGCAUGUGGAUUAUAACUUCAAGAAAUAUAUUCAACUACUUGACCCAAAAUCUUAGGAAUAUACAAAUACUAAAUUAUGAACAUUGACUUACUAGUUCCUACACAUCUAUAUAACUGUAAUUCAUUUGGGGUAUGAAUAUCAUCUACCCUUAAACCUUCUUAAACUACAACUUUUUGCAUUAAACCAGGCCAGUUUCCAACUUUAAUAAUAGCUAGAGUUGGAAAAUGGCACCAUCCAAGAUAUUUUAUCUUGGAUGCUUUGUUUUGUUGUUGGGCAUGUUGAUAGAGGCAACUACUCCUCCGGGGAUUGCCAAAAAUCCUUCAAGAGCGUCAUGUAAGAUCAAGAAGUACAAGAUGUGCUAUAACUUGGAACAUGUUUGUCCUAAGUUUUGUCCAGACAGUUGUGAAGUAGAAUGUGCUUCAUGCAAGCCAAUUUGUUCUUCUGGAUCAUCAUCAAGUGAUGGUGACAAGGGAUCCUCCUCCCCGCCUGAAAAUGAUUCACCUUCGUCUGAUACAGGAUCAUCACCACCUUCGACAGAUGCGGGAUCAUCAUCAACUCCACCUGGAUAUAAUUCACAAUCACCACCAUCAUCUAAAGAUGAAUCAGGUGGUAAAAAAGGUGGUGAAAAUUCUAUAGGAGAUAAAGAAGAUAAAAAUGAUGAAAGUGAGAACAAAGAAGAUGAUCAAAAUGGUGGUAAAAAAGCAAAAGAUAAGGGAAAAACUAGUGAUGACGACGAAAAAGAAAACAAAGAUGGUAAAAAAGGAGCUGAUGAAGACAAAAAAGAUGAUAAAGGAGAUGCUGAAAAUGAUUCAUCUUCAUCUAAUACAGGAUCAUCACCACCUACAUAUGAUAUACCUUCUACUGCUAAAGGAUCAGUAUCACCACCGUCAUCUAAGGGUGGUUCGGAUAGUAAAAAAGGCGGUGAAAACUCCAAAGGAGGUAAAGAAAAAGAUAACAAGAAUGAAAGUGAGAAAAAAGGAGAAGAUAAAGAUAGUGGUAAGAAAGGAGAUGAUGAGAAAAAAGUUGUUAGUGAAGGGGAAGAAAAAAACAAAGAUGGUAAAAAAGGAGUCGAUGUGAAGGAAAGUGGUAAAAAAGGAACUGAUGAAGAUAAAGCAGGUAAAGAGAGAGACGAUGAUGACAAUGAUUCACCUUCGUCUGAUGCAGGAUCAUCAUCACCUACGUAUGAUAUACCUUCUAUUCCUAAAAGAUCAUCACCACCAUUGUCAUCUAAAGAUAAUUCGGAUUCGGAUGGUAAAAAAGGCGAUGAAAAUUCCAAAGAAGAUAGAAAAAAUGAAAGUGGGAAAAAAGAAGAUGACAAAAAUAGUGACAAGAAAGGAGACGAUAAGAAAAAGACAGGUAAUGAAGAGGAAAAAGAGAACAAAGAUUAUAAAGAAGGAGUCCAUGUAAAGGAAAGUGGUAAAAAAGGAUCUGGUGAAGAUAAAGAAGGUAAAAAAAAAGACGAUGAUGGCAAUGAUUCGCCUUCAUCUAAUACAGGAUCAUCAUCACCUACAUAUGAUACACCUUCUACCGCAGAAGGAUCACCACCGCCAUUGUCAUCACCAUCACCUAAAGAUGGUUCGAAGAGUAACAAAGACGGUGAAAAUUCCAAGGGUGGUAGAGAAGAUACCAAGGAUGAAAGUGGAGGAAAAGUUAAAGAUAAAAAUGGUGGUAAGAAAGCAGGCGACGUGGAAAAUGCUAAGGCUAAAAAUGAAGGGGAUAAAUCUCCAUCACAAUCUGGGGUACCAUCAUCUAAUUCUCAUACUCCAACACCAUCUUCAACAACGCCUUUAGCACCAUCUCCUUCUCCCCUGUCGAAAACACCAUCUCAUACAUCUUCACCACAAGCACCACCUUCCUCUUUUACUCCGUCAACACCACAAUCACCACCACCAAUAGCUGCAUCUCCAACUCCAUCUACUCAGUCACCACUUGGGGAUAAUUCUUCAUCUUCAUCUUCGUCAUCAUCAUCAUCAUCCUCCUCUGCUUCUUCCUCGUCCUCCUCCUCAUCAUCGUCGUCAUCAUCAUCGUCAUCAUCAUCAUCUUCUGGAGGACCACCUAAUUCUAAUACUUCAACAACUCCAUCACCAUCACCUAAAUCUCCACCACCUUCAAUACCAUCGCCUACUCCAUCACCAUCAAUCCCCCCGUCACCACCAACAUCAACUCCUGAUACUCCAUCUACCCCACGAUCACCCCCACCAUCAACACAUCAUUCACCCACUCCAUCUUCGACAACUGCAUCUCCAACUCCAUCACAUGGAGAUAAUUCCUCAUCUACAAAUUCUUCAUCAUCGUCAUCAUCCUCCACUUCCUCUUCGUCUUCGUCGUCCUCCUCCUCAUCAUCGUCGUCAUCGUCGUCGUCUGGAAAAACACCAUCUGAUUCUCAUACUCCAACAACCCCAUCAGCAUCUCCUAACUCUCCACCACCAUCAAUAACAUCGUCUAAUAUAUCACCAUCUCCAUCAAUCCCCCAAUCGUCACCACCAACAUCAGCUCCUGAUACUCCAUCUACCCCACGAUCACCACCACCAACACACCAUUCUCCUACUCCAUCUCCGACAAUUGCACAUCCAACUCCAUCACAUGGAGAUAAUUCUUCAUCUUCGUCUUCAUCCUCUUCUGCCUCUUCCUCAUCAUCAUCAUCAUCAUCAUCCUCUUCAGCUUCUUCCUCUUCAUCAUCAUCGUCGUCGUCAUCUAAAACACCAUCUAAUUCUCAUACUCCAACAAUCCCAUCACCAUCUCCUAAAUCUCCACCACCUCCAAUAUCAUCACCUACGCCAUCAUCACCUCCUAAAUCUCCAUCAAUUUCCCCAUCUUCAUCAUCACCAACAUCAGCUCCUUAUACUCCAUUAACCCCACCAUCAACUAAAUCUCCAUCUUUAGCACCAUCACCUACUCCAUCGGCCACAUCAUCUCCUCCUAAUACUCAAUCUAAUGAAGGACAUAAUUCAACCUCCUCAUCCUCCUCAUCUUCAGGAUCACAGUCUAAAUCUCCUACUCCAUCGACCCCACCAUCUUCCCCUCUGUCUCCAUCACCAUCACCUUCAACUCCAUCUCGUACGCCACCAUCUCUAACACCCUCUUCGUCUACACCAACCUCACCAUCACCACCGCCAGUUUCAUCAUCACAUCCUUCUACUCCAUCAACCCCAUCAUCUCCUACCCCACCAAAACCUUCAUUAGAUACACCUAAUUCAGGAUACAAUUCAUCCUCUUCGACGUCAUCAUCAUCAUCAUCAUCAUUAUCAUCAUCUUCAUCCUCAUCUUCAUCCUCGUCUUCAUCAUCAGGAGCACCAUCUAAUUCUUCUAAUCAUCCAUCCCCAACCCCAUCACCAUCUCAUAAAUCUCCACCCCCUUCAACACCAUCUCUUACUCCAUUAUCACCAAAACCUUCUCCAUCUAAUCCAUCAACUCCGCCAUCAUCAUCACCCCAACCAAAUCCUACUCCAUCCACACCACCGUCACCUCCAAUAUUAUCUCCUACUCCGUCAACCACAUCACCACCAUCGAAUACAUCUGGUUCUAAUAAUGGAUAUAAUUCGUCUUCAUCAUCAUCGUCGUCGUCGUCGUCGUCAUCAUCAUCGUCGUCGUCGUCGUCAUCAUCAUCUUCCUCUUCCUCCUCUUCAUCCUCACCGUCAUCAUCAGGGGCGCCAUCUAAAUAUCCUACUCCAUUAACCUCACCAACACCUUCUACUUCUCAUAAUUCUAGAAAGAGAGUUAGAUGCAAGAACAAGGACUACAACCAAUGUUAUAACCAAGAGCAUGUAUGCCCAGCCAGUUGCCCUACUUCUUGUCAAGUUGAUUGUGUCACUUGCAAGCCCGUUUGCAAUUGUGACUAUCCAGGAGCAGUGUGUCAAGACCCUCGCUUCAUAGGAGGAGAUGGAAUUACCUUUUACUUCCAUGGUAAGAAGAACGAAGACUUUUGCCUUGUAAGCGACCAAAAUCUCCACAUCAACGCACACUUCAUUGGAAAAAGAAAUAAAAAGAUGAGUCGCGACUUCACAUGGGUUCAAUCCAUUGGAAUCUUGUUCGACAACCAUCGUCUCUUCUUAGGCGCCACAAAGACUUCUGAAUGGAAUGAUGCCAAAGACAGCCUCUCAUUGGCCUUUGAUGGAGAGCCCAUAUUCUUGAAAGAAACUCAAGGUUCUCGAUGGUCAUCCACCACAAUGCCACGAGUCAUUAUAACAAGGAUGAGUGAAACCAACAGUAUUAUUAUCCAAGUGCAAGGAAAACUUCAGAUCACGGCCAAAGUAGUACCCAUUACCGAUGAAGAAUCUAGGGCACACAGCUAUGACAUAACCGACGAGGACUGCUAUGCUCAUCUUGACCUCGGAUUUAAAUUCUAUUCAUUGACUGACAGGGUUGAUGGUGUGUUAGGAAAAACUUAUAGGGAUGAUUACGUGAGUCGAGUGAAAAUGGGAGUAGCCAUGCCAAUUAUGGGAGGAGACAAGGAGUAUGCAAGUAGUAGCAUUUUUGCCACUGAUUGUUUGGCUUCAAGGUUUUAUGACGGUCAGGAUGAGACUUCCAUCCAAACCAUGAAUCUUGCUAGCAUGAAUUGUGCUAGUGGGAUGAAUGGACGAGCAGUAGUUUGCAAGAGGUAACAAAAAAAUAAACU